AUGUCCAACUCAGCUGCAUACGGGCCUGAUGGCCGCGUUGUCUACGUUGGCAACCUCCCGAACUCUAUAAACGAGCAGCAGUUGUGGGCGCUGUUCAGUCAGUGUGGCUUCGUCACCACCGCGCGCAUCACGGGCGACCCCACGUACUCCACGAGGUUUGCUUUCGUCGAGUUCAACAGCACUGAGGAGGCCAAGUACGCGUGCCUCCUGGACGGCAUGGAGUUUGGCGGCCUGAACCUCAAGGUGUCCAUGGCGAUGGGAGCGGACAACCCAGGGCGCCAAGCUGGGCGCCCCGUCAAGUUGCCCGACGACCCCGGGCGCGUUGCACGAACGAUCCACAUUUCAGGAGUCGCUUUCGACGAGAUUCCCGAAGUGGCACUCGCGGACUACUUUGGAUAUGUCGGAAAGGUGAUCGCCGUGCGACGCUCCGGCCGGUUCGCGUGGGUGGAGUUCGAGACCGCUGAGGAGGCACAGAAGGCGCUUGCCUGCGACGGCGAGCUGUUCGGCAACGCCACCAUGCGCAUAUCGACCUCCAAGACCCCCAUCCACACCGCGGGCUGGGUGAACCCGACUGCGGCUUCGAAGUUCGGAGAUGGCGGGCGCCGGGACCAGAACCACGUGGCCCAGCACGUGGCGCACCCAGCGGCGAUGCCCGGGUACCCCCCGCAUGGACCGGGGAUGCCGUACGGCAUGCCGCCCCCGGGAGCGUACCCCGGCAACCCGACGAUGCCCCCCGCCGGUGGCUUCCCUGGGGCUCCAAGUGGCUACUACCCGCCCGCUCCCGGGCCGGGCGUCAUGCCCCGCGGGUCCACGGGCGGACCCGGCGGCCACUACCCCGCGCCUCCAGGCCCCGGAGGCCCCCCGCGCUAUUAG
Molecule: messenger RNA, 873 nt
Organism: Pedinophyceae sp. YPF-701
Lineage: Eukaryota; Viridiplantae; Chlorophyta; Pedinophyceae
Source: the annotation of a GenBank genome assembly